UAAUAAACGGGGAAGGAAUUUAGACUUGGAUACAAAAGAACAAGCACACUACUUUGACUAACUGACCUAACUCACAUUUGCCAUAACUUUACAACAUCUUGCUUUGAGAUUAAUUGUUCUAAACUGUUAUGUUUGGAUCAAUUAAUUGCUCUAAACUGUUAAGAAGUCAGAAACAAAUGGGGACAAAGAGAGUCAUUAUUAUGGCCAUAGAUUAACAAUUUAAAAAGUCAGAGGAGACCCUUUCUGAGACAUUCCCCCCACUUCCAAAAAUCUCAAAUAAAAUCCCCUCCCCACCCACCACCAUUUCCCAAUCUCCACUAACCAAAAUCAUCAAGCCACUCCCUCCUCCUUAGCCUUUCUUAACGUCCACCACCUUCAAUCUCCACCCACCUCUCUCUCUCCUCUCCUCUCUUUUUCUCUCUAAACCUCAAAAAACCAAACCAAAAUGCUGGGAAAAAGGAUGGUGAGCUUCAAAAAGCUAGCAAAGAAAGUGAAGGUUAUGGGAGGAGCUGAGAGGGAGCCAUCAUACCAUGAGUGUCUGCUGAUCAGAGAUUCAGAGCAAGGAGGCUCUCCGUCGUCGAAAACCCCGAUCGGGUUUCUGGCCUUGUAUGUAGGGGAGGAGCUCCAGAGAUUUGUGGUGCCAACAAGCUCCCUUUCUCAUCCACUCUUCAAGAUGUUGCUGGAGAAGGCUUACAAUGAGUACGGCUUUCAGCAGAGAAAUGGCCUUGUGGUGCCCUGCAGCGUCUCAGCUUUUGAAGAGGUUUUGAAUGCUGUGGAAUGCAGCAAUGGUAAGUUUGAUUUUGGUGAACUUGUUGAGGAGUUUAUUUCCUGAGUCACCAGAUAUAUUUUCUUUUUGUGCAAGCAACAGAGAGAGAGAGAGAGAGAGAGAGAUGAAUCGAAAUCUGGACCUCAAGCGUUAGUCGCAUUGGGUGACUGGUGAGGCCGAGACAGAAAGGCUUUGACUCUUAACCAAAUUGAGCUACGAUCCUUCAAGUAGAAUGUUGUGUUUAGAUGUUUUUGAUUAGCGAAAGUGUUUAGCUCGGUGAUUAUGGGUUUAUAAUUCCAUGUAUGUACUAGAACAUGUUCAUAUUUCAUAUUAAAAUAUUGCUCAGCUCUUCAAAAAAGGUGAAGCUACUUUUGGUCA
Molecule: messenger RNA, 1144 nt
Organism: Pyrus x bretschneideri (Chinese white pear)
Lineage: Eukaryota; Viridiplantae; Streptophyta; Magnoliopsida; Rosales; Rosaceae
Product: auxin-responsive protein SAUR15
Exons: 1
Coding region: 446-832 (128 amino acids)
Biological process (GO): response to auxin
Source: RefSeq, a predicted model, not a curated record